GUAAAACCGCCUGCUUCUUGGCCAAUCCCCGAUAGUGGGUACGCGUCACUGUCUGGGACACGAGACAAAAGAAGACAACGGUCGCCGAACAGUAGCUUCCAGCAGCGCUUGACGCUCUCCACAAUUCGCCAUGGAAGAAUCAAUGAUGUCCGAAGUGUCCCAGUCAGAGAUUUCAUUCAUGAGUGAGCUGGUGGCGGUGAGGGAAAGGAUGAUUCGAAGUUGGCGUACAUAGUAAUCGCACUUGUGCUACUCCUGCUUCUAAUCGGAUUCAUCUAUUUUAUUGGAUUUUAUGGAAGUUCAGAUGUGGAGACGACCGGCGGGGAUGCCGAAGGCAGCGGUGGCAGCCACGGUCGCGGCGGUGACAUCGUUUUUGUCCCCCGCACGCCUCCCGCACUACCUCCGACCACGGAAGCAGCGUUAACAGACACUGAACUUGACCCUGGCGUCGCCAGCCCUACAUCACCAAAACCAGGCACAACGACACCAUCCUCAACAAUGCCAGCAUCACCGAAACCAUCAUCAACAACGCCACCCCCACCUCCUUCCCCAUCACCCCCUCCUCCUCCACCUCCACCCCCACCUCCUCCCCCAUCUCUGCCGCCCGCACCUACACCCCCACCUCCGCCACCCCGUCCUCCUCCAACUACCACACUUCCUCCGGUAAAACCGCCCGUGUUGUCUUGCACGGUCGGGCACCAGGCCGUGAUCAAGGAUAUGGUGCCCCCCGAUGGAACAUGCGACAGCAUAUUCUACACGGACGUUUUCUUGAACGACAAGACCAACAAGAUAGAACCAUUGUACAGUGACACCGCCUUCAAGGUGGUCCGGUCCGCCGCAGCGACAUACUCGAAGACAACGUUUGGAACUUCGAUGUAUCCGGGAACCAUCGGUGAAUUGGUACGCAACAAACAGCAGGAUAUUGAGAGCGCCAUGACCAAACUCUUCAACGACAACUUCGUGCACUUCGGCAUGCUCAAUGUAGAUAAUAUAGAGGACUACGACAAACUCAAAGAUGGCCCACUUCAGUACUUGAGGGUAAGCAUACGUAUACAUG
This is a messenger RNA of Dermacentor albipictus, 1054 nucleotides long. Lineage: Eukaryota; Metazoa; Arthropoda; Arachnida; Ixodida; Ixodidae. The record is from RefSeq and is a predicted model, not a curated record.